CGGUUUCUCCUUUUUUUCUCUUUGUUUCUCAGGUCAGCUUUGAACAUCAAUUCGAAAGAUUGUCUUCCGGAAGCUCUCUCACACCAUGUCUGAGAAACAUACGGCGGAGGUCUCCCACCUGGACUCGUCCGAGGUCCAGGUCAAGGGGGUCCACAAUGCGGCGUUGGCAGUGGCCACCAUCCAGCAGAAGCCCAGUCUGUGGAGCAAGAGCAUGCUCAAGCUGUACUGCUGUAUCGCGGUCGCCAUGCUCAACUCCUGCAUCAACGGUUACGACGGUUCCCUGAUGGGCUCGAUCAACAGUUAUCCCCAGUACCGCGAUUACUUCGGGUUCGACCCGGACGCCGGUACCCCCUCGACCGGUAUUGUGUACGCCAUCUAUACCAUCGGAAACAUCGUCGGAUCGUUCACGGCCGGUCCCUUCACUGAUUUCAAGGGACGACGAGUCGGCAUGGCGAUCGGCGCCAUCUUCAUCAUCAUCGGAACCUGCGUGCAAGCCUCGUGCCACAACCUGGGCGGAUUCAUGGGCGGCCGCUUCCUGCUGGGAUUCGGCGUGGCGACCUCGGCCACUGCCGGACCGGCCUACGUGUCGGAGAUGGCCCACCCGGCCUACCGCGGUGCCAUGACGGGUCUGUACAACGUGCUGUGGUUCGGGGGUGGUAUUCCGGGCACCUUCAUUCCCUGGCGCACCAGCCACAUCCAGAGCGACAUGAGCUGGCGGAUUCCGAUCUGGCUGCAGAUGGUGUUCUCCGGGCUGGUGUUGUGUUUCGUUUACUUCCUCCCUGAGUCCCCCCGUUGGCUCAUGUCCCACGACCGCCACGAAGACGCCCUCAACGUGCUGGCCGAAUACCACGGCGAGGGCGACCGCAACGCUCCGAUCGUGCAGCUGGAAUACCGGGAGAUGAUGGAGGACAUUUCCAAGACGGGGUCCGACAAGCGGUGGUGGGAUUACCGCGAGCUGUUCAACACGCGCGAGACGCGGUAUCGGUCCAUGCUGGUGAUCUUCAUGGCUCUCUUCGGCCAAUGGUCCGGCAACGGCCCCGUCAGCUACUACUACCCGCAGAUGCUCCGCGGCGCGGGGAUCACCAGCAACAACACGCAGCUGCUGCUGCAGGGCUUGCAGAACGUGGUGUCGCUGAUCGGGGCGGUGUCCGGGGCGUUGCUGACGGACCGGUUCGGGCGGCGGCAGCAGCUGCUGGUGUCGACCAGCCUGGUGGUGGUGCUGUUCAUCAUCGUGACGGCGCUGAACGCGACCAACGUCGUCGACGGGCCCGACGGCACCCCGACCGCCAAGAGCGGCAUCACCGCGCGCGCCCAGAUCGCCAUGAUCUUCAUCUUCGGCUUCGUCAUCUCCGCCGGCUGGACCCCCAACCAGGCCAUGUACCCCGUCGAGUGUCUGCGGUACGAGUCCCGCGCCAAGGGCAUGGGCAUGAACAACUUCUUCGUCAACAUCGCCUCCUUCUACAACACCUUCGUCACCGGCAUCGCCUUCACCCGCGCCGGCUGGAAGUACUACUUCCUCUUCAUCUUCUGGGACACCCUCGAGGUCAUCGUCAUCUACUUCCUAUUCGUCGAGACCAGCAAGCGCACCCUCGAGGAGUUGACCGAGAUCUUCCAGGCCAAGAACCCAGUCAAGGCCUCGCUGAAGCGCGAUGAGGUGCUCGUGUCGGGCGGGGAGGCGACGCAGAUCAGCAAGGAGACGGAGGCGUGAUACGCUGGGGGGUGGGUUGAAUGAGGAGUAGUGGAGGAGUAAUGGGA
Aspergillus fijiensis CBS 313.89 is the source of this 1755-nucleotide messenger RNA. RefSeq names its product putative MFS lactose permease. Gene Ontology annotation, biological process: carbohydrate transport; transmembrane transport. Gene Ontology annotation, cellular component: membrane. The record is from RefSeq and is a predicted model, not a curated record. The coding region runs from base 86 to 1708 and encodes 540 amino acids. NCBI's taxonomy places the organism in Eukaryota, Fungi, Ascomycota, Eurotiomycetes, Eurotiales, Aspergillaceae. Gene Ontology annotation, molecular function: carbohydrate:proton symporter activity. The transcript has 6 exons.